Molecule: messenger RNA, 2982 nt
Organism: Xenia sp. Carnegie-2017
Lineage: Eukaryota; Metazoa; Cnidaria; Anthozoa; Malacalcyonacea; Xeniidae
Product: cullin-1-like
Exons: 24
Coding region: 388-2712 (774 amino acids)
Biological process (GO): SCF-dependent proteasomal ubiquitin-dependent protein catabolic process; protein ubiquitination
Cellular component (GO): SCF ubiquitin ligase complex
Molecular function (GO): ubiquitin protein ligase binding
Source: RefSeq, a predicted model, not a curated record
AUGACGUCACUACGACGGUAGACAGUAAGCAACACACGCUUUUCCUGUGUUAUGUUGCGGGCAAGUUGAACUUAUUUAAACUUUUUCUUUCGUCAUUAUCUUUCUAGCAUUGCUGACGAGGAUAUCUUCUUAACAGCUAACCUUCUAAACCAUUUUUCAUGAUGAGAAAAAAGCUUCCUUUUUCUGCCGUGAAUUACUAAAGAGGGUUUGUCUAUUGGGGGUAUUUUAAUACUACGAAAUUGACAAGAAGAAAGAUUCAAAAAUGAAUUUUUGAACAUACGAAGACAAAACUUUUAUCUCAAACAGGCUGGUCGAAAGAAAUUUAUUUAUAUUUGGCUGAAUUUAUAAAUACGAUAAGUCUAAUUGGUAUCAAAGGCAAACAAAUCAAUGGUCAUGUCUUCCCUGCAAAACAGGCCUCAGAAUCCUCAUGGACUACGACAAAUAAAGUUGGAUGAAAUUUGGGAUGAUUUACAAGGUGGUAUUAAUCAUGUUUAUAAAAGACAAAGUAUGGCCAAGCCACGUUACAUGGAACUUUACACACAUGUUUACAAUUACUGUACCAGCAUCAACCAACAAACACAACAAAAGAUUCACAGAGGAAAGAAACUGUCAGACCGUAAUCAACCAGGUGCACAAUUUGUGGGAUCUGAUCUUUAUAAACGUGUAAAAGAAUAUAUGCGAUCUUAUUUAAUCAAUUUAUUGAAGGAUGGUGCUGAUCUUAUGGAUGAAUCUGUUUUGACAUUUUAUACACAGCAAUGGGAGGAUUAUAGAUUUUCUAGUAAAGUGCUUAAUGGUGUAUGUGCUUAUCUUAAUCGGCAUUGGGUGAGAAGGGAGCGAGAUGAAGGAAGCAAAGAUAUUUACGAAGUAUACUCGCUUGCUCUUGUCAUUUGGAAAGAAUGUUUAUUCAAACCGCUCAAUAAACAGGUGACAAAUGCUGUUCUACGGUUGAUUGAACGCGAACGAAACGGUGAAACAAUCAAUACAAGACUUGUUAGUGGAGUUAUACAAUGCUAUGUGGAACUUGGUUUAAAUGAAGAAGAUCACGACUUUAAAGGACCAACUCUAGGCGUUUACAAAGCUUCAUUCGAAGAGUUAUUUUUAGAAGAUACGGAACGAUUUUACGCUGCUGAGAGUGCAGAAUUUUUGAGAGAAAAUCCUGUUACAGAAUACAUGAAGCGAGCAGAAACUCGACUUUCAGAAGAACAAAAAAGAGUAAGAUUAUAUUUACACGAGAGUACUCAGGAUGAGCUUGCAAAGAAAUGUGAACAAGUGUUGAUUGGAAAACAUUUUGACAUUCUAUAUGCUGAGUUUCAGUACUUAUUAAACGACGACAAAGAUUCAGAUCUUGGACGUAUGUAUAACUUGGUGAAGUUGAUUCCAGAUGGCUUGGGUGAACUACGAAAUUUGCUAGAACAGCACAUAUCUAACCAGGGACAUAGUGCUAUUGAGAAAUGUGGAAACGAAGCUGUAAAUGAUCCCAAAUUGUACGUUGAGACGAUUUUAUGUGUACACCGUAAGUACAAUGCUUUGGUCAUGACGGCGUUUGGCAACGACAAUGGUUUUAUUGAAGCGUUAGAUAAGGCUUGUGGUAAAUUCAUUAACGUCAACGCUGUAACAAAGCAUGCUAAUAGUACAUCAAAAUCCCCCGAAUUGCUCGCAAGAUAUUGUGAUUCACUUUUGAAAAAAAGUUCAAAAAAUCCCGAAGAAGCAGAGUUAGAGGAUAUUCUAAACUCAGUUAUGAUUGUGUUCAAGUAUAUCGAAGAUAAAGACGUUUUCCAGAAAUUCUACUCAAGAAUGCUUGCAAAGAGAUUAGUUAAUCAAACAUCUGCUUCUGAUGAUGCUGAGGCGAACAUGAUUUCGAAACUAAAGCAAGCCUGUGGUUUUGAGUACACAUCUAAACUUCAGAGAAUGUUUCAAGAUAUUGGAGUCAGCAAAGAUCUUAAUGAUCAAUUUAAGAAAUAUCUCACAGAUAAAUGUCAUUCGGAGUCUGGUGUUGAUUUUUCAAUCCAAGUUCUUAGCUCUGGAUCGUGGCCAUUUCAACAAUCAGUGGGCUUCAAUUUACCUGUUGAGCUUGAAAAAAGUUACCAAAGUUUUAGUAAUUUUUACGGCAGUCGCCAUAAUGGACGAAAACUUCAAUGGGUUUAUCAAAUGUCCAAGGGUGAACUUGUGACUAACUGUUUCAAAAACAGAUACACAUUGCAGGCAUCGACAUUUCAGAUGGGAAUUCUGCUGAUGUUUAACAACGAAACUAAAUUUACUGUCAAGCAAAUUGAAGAACACACGGGACUAAAUAUUGAUACGUUAUUUCAAAUCCUAAGCGUGCUUCUCAAGUCAAAACUAUUGAUAUCGGAAGACGAAUCUGGUGGAUUAUCUUCAAGUACCAUUUUAAAGUUAUUUCUUGAGUAUAAGAACAAGAAACUCCGAGUAAAUAUAAAUGUUCCAGUGAAAUUGGAACAAAAACAAGAGCAGGAACAAACACAUAAACAUAUCGAAGAAGAUCGGAAACUGCUUAUUCAGGCUGCGAUAGUUCGUAUCAUGAAGAUGAGAAAAUUGUUAAAACAUCAACCUCUGCUGGCGGAGGUCAUGCAACAAUUGUCUAGCCGUUUCAAACCAAGAGUACCCGUCAUUAAGAAAUGCAUUGACAUAUUGAUAGAAAAGGAAUAUUUGGAAAGAGUUGAGGGGGAAAAAGAUGUAUACAGUUAUCUGGCAUGAAUAAGACAUUGUUGUCGUUAAACAACCAGUUUCCGAGGUAUAAAUACCAGCAUGACUUGCAAACAUCACAAUGUGCCUUUGGCGACGGUCUAUCGUGGUUCAGAGUAUGAAAUGUUUAUCGAAAAUCACUAAAACAUUGUGUUCCAUGGAGACUAACUGUUGUACGAAUGAAGCUUUUCCAGCUGUUUUCUUAAAUAAGUGUACAUUUUUCUUCAUUUGUAAACAUUAAUUCUUCAGAGAUAUUUAAAGAAAUAAAGGUUAUUCGUAUAA